This is a messenger RNA of Penicillium canariense, 1320 nucleotides long. RefSeq names its product SKI complex subunit WD repeat protein SKI8. Bases 1 to 1320 code for a protein of 439 amino acids. Gene Ontology annotation, biological process: translation. The transcript has 8 exons. The record is from RefSeq and is a predicted model, not a curated record. Gene Ontology annotation, cellular component: Cdc73/Paf1 complex; large ribosomal subunit. Lineage: Eukaryota; Fungi; Ascomycota; Eurotiomycetes; Eurotiales; Aspergillaceae. Gene Ontology annotation, molecular function: protein binding; structural constituent of ribosome.
AUGGCCCUGUCCCUCUCCCUCCGACGGGCUUUGCCCCAAUUCCCUCCCCUCGGCUUCCUCUCCACCGCCUCCUUCGCCUUGCCCAUCUCCAUCACCAUUCCACCGCUGCUCGCCGACCUCUGGGAGUCCGUCCUCCGCGCCGUGCCGAAGAAGAAGACUUCGCACAUGAAGAAGCGCCACCGUCAAAUGGCCGGCAAGGCCCUGAAGGACGUACAGAAUCUCAACAAGUGCCCCGGCUGCGGUCAAGUCAAGCGGGCCCAUAGGCAUCUUUGUUCCGUGACGCCUGAGGCGCGAAGGCGGAACCAAAGCUUCGCCGAAGUCGCGGGCCCAAACGUCAUAACGGCAGUUGAAGUUGGAUCUGGAACAACACAAUCCCUCCGAGUUGAGGCCAAAUUGAGCAUGUCGAGACAAUUCCUUGCGUGGGGCUCGGCCGACAAUGCGCACCCGGUCGAUAUCUUCUCUCUAGCGGUGACGGAGAAGCAAAUUCUGUCCGCGUCAGGGGCUCCAUCUCUCAAGGUGCAUUCGACCACCGACACAGACUUCCCGCUGGUUCAAUCCAUCGAUGGAGCUCACCCACUUGGCUGCCAUCACAUCGUGACCGAUGAAAGUGGCUCUCGGGCUGUCAGUGCAGGAUUUGCCGGAGAUGUCAAAGCCUGGUCCUGUCAAGAGGGCCAUUGGUCUGCAGAUACCGCGACCUCAGACGUCAGAGCAUGGGCUAUAGCCUUGUCUGCAGAUGGCCGGUAUCUUGCAGGUGUCUCACAGAAUGGUCGUGUUGGUGUAUGGGAUCUAAGCGAGAAUGGUACCCAAAUACGAGACCAUGAGACCAAAGGCAGCUUCGGCACCUGUAUCGACUUGUCUGCCGAUGGCCGUUUUAUUGCCAGCGGCCAUGAGAAUGGUGCUGUCUAUAUCUUCCUUACCGAUACUGGCCGCAUGCCGUUCUCUCUGUCAGGUCUGGUGAAACCCGUCAGGACAGUAGCUUUCUCUCCCGGUGGGAAGAUUCUUGCGGCAGCUGGAGAUUCGAAGGUGAUCGUGCUCUACGAUACCUCUUCUGGUGAACAGAUUGCCAAUCUCUCCGGCCACGCGGCCUGGGUCUUGUCUCUUUCGUGGAGCAGUUCGGGAGAGUAUCUUCUUAGCAGUUCAUUCGAUGGCAAAGUCAAGGUCUGGUCGAUUGACACUAAGAUGUGCGUUGCGACACAGUCUGAGACCGAAAAGGCAGUUUGGAGUGUCAAAUGGCUUCCCAAGACUGCCAGGUCCGAGUGUUUCGCUACUGCAGGUGCUAAUAGAAGCGUCGCAUUCUACCGCGAGGCCACUGGUGGUUGA